Oncorhynchus gorbuscha (pink salmon) is the source of this 603-nucleotide messenger RNA. RefSeq names its product translation initiation factor IF-2-like. The record is from RefSeq and is a predicted model, not a curated record. The coding region runs from base 1 to 603 and encodes 200 amino acids. The transcript has a single exon. NCBI's taxonomy places the organism in Eukaryota, Metazoa, Chordata, Actinopteri, Salmoniformes, Salmonidae.
AUGAGUGGAGAUCAGCCGGAGAGCAGCCAGCGAACAGCCAGAGAGCAGCCAGAGAGCAGCCGGAGAGCAGCCGGAGAGAAGCCAGAGAGCAGCCAGAGAGAAGCCAGAGAGCAGCCAGAGAGAAGCCAGAGAGCAGCCAGAGAGCAGCCAGAAAGAAGCCAGAGAGCAGCCAGAGAGCAGCCAGAAAGAAGCCAGAGAGCAGCCAGAGAGCAGCCAGAGAGCAGCCAGAGAGCAGCCAGAAAGAAGCCAGAGAGCAGCCAGAGAGCAGCCAGAGAGCAGCCAGAGAGCAGCCAGAGAGCAGCCAGAAAGAAGCCAGAGAGCAGCCAGAGAGCAGCCAGAGAGCAGCCAGAGAGCAGCCAGAAAGAAGCCAGAGAGCAGCCAGAAAGAAGCCAGAGAGCAGCCAGAGAGCAGCCAGAAAGAAGCCAGAGAGCAGCCGGAAAGCAGCCGGAGAGCAGCCGGAGAGCAGCCGGAGAGCUGCUGGAGAGCAGCCGGAGAGCAGCCGGAGAGCAGCCGGAGGGCUGCCGGAGAGCAGCCGGAGAGCAGCCGGAAAGCAGCCGGAGAGCAGCCAGAGAGCAGCCAGAGAGCAGCCAGAGCCACUGGUAG